AGAACAGCCGUCGCAUCUGUGAAGCUAAUGGCAGAUCAUGAAGUUGUCAAGUCGAAAAGCUGGAUUUGGGGGUGGUUUAGCUGGUCUGUCUCAUCUUCAACUAUGCUCCGUGCUGCAGAGAAGAAAAUUCUUUCCUGUUUGAAAACUGCAUAUCGUGGAUGGUAUGUGGACAUAGGACCUGUUGUUGGAACAACAGAUAAAAUAUGGACCAUUUCUUUGAACGAAGAGUCACCAAAAACACCAAUUGUUUUGUUGCAUGGCCUGGGAGCUGGUGUAGCACUGUGGUGCUUAAACUUAGAUGCAUUUGCUUCUCAGAGACCAGUAUAUGCUAUUGAUAUACUAGGUUUCGGUAGAAGUAGCCGUCCUGUUUUUAGUAACGAAGCCCAAGAAGCCGAAAACCAGCUGGUCCAAUCCAUCGAAGAAUGGAGAAGGGAAAUGCAAUUAGAAAAAUUCGUCUUGCUGGGUCACUCGAUGGGUGGCUUCCUCGCAGCAUCAUAUUCUAUUCAACAUCCUGAAAGGAUUAAGCAUCUUAUACUUGCGGAUCCUUGGGGAUUCCCUGAAAGGCCUAUAGAACCAUCUUCCAGAGCACCUAUACCUUUCUGGGUGAAAGCUAUAGCAUAUGUGAUCCAACCACUGAACCCAUUAUGGGCGGUCAGAGUAGCUGGUCCAUUUGGACAGUGGCUCAUUGAGAAAACUAGACCCGAUAUUGUGAAAAAAUUCACACCAGUGUUAAAAGAUGAUACUGCUGUCAUUUCGCAGUAUAUACAUCAAUGUAAUGCACAGACACCAACGGGUGAAAGCGCAUUCCAUGCAAUGAUGCAAGGUUUUGGCUGGGCUAAACAUCCUAUCGUCAGGAGAAUAGAUAAGUUGAAUUUAGAAAUUCCAAUAACUUUACUGUACGGUAGUCGAUCGUGGGUCGAUAACUCCUCUUGGGAAACACUUAAGCAGGCUAGGUCAUCGUCUUACAUCAAUGUUCAGGCAAUAACAGGGGCAGGUCACCAUGUUUAUGCGGAUAAAAGUGACAUUUUCAAUAAAUAUGUAUUAGAAGCAUGUAAUUUAAGUGAUUCGAUACCCCAGUUAACAGCGUCGGAACUUCGUCUGAAUAUUAGGCCUAUAAGUGAUCAAUUGGCAGUAAUUCUUACAGACGAAGAAGUUCAGUUAAAAGUUAUGGAAGAACAAGAAUUAAAUACAACACAGACACGAUCUAGUUGA
This is a messenger RNA of Dufourea novaeangliae, 1212 nucleotides long. It is a transcript of the gene puml, whose product is annotated as abhydrolase domain-containing protein 4. The record is from RefSeq and is a predicted model, not a curated record. Bases 28 to 1212 code for a protein of 394 amino acids. Gene Ontology annotation, cellular component: lipid droplet. NCBI's taxonomy places the organism in Eukaryota, Metazoa, Arthropoda, Insecta, Hymenoptera, Halictidae. The transcript has 7 exons.